GAACAGGUUCCAACGAUUGUCCAUGUAUAGGGCCCAAAUUCCGUCCAGAACAAGAAUGGGCUGCAAUUAUGGGCCCAGCCCAACCCAACCCAACCCAACAAUUUCAGGGUCACCGGCGAUCAGCUGAACGACCACUCUUCUCUUCGCUUCGAACUUCGGAAUCCGGCCUAAUCCCGUAGGCCUCUUUCACUGUGCGUAAAAAAGCAGCGAAAAAUCGAUAGGGUUCCAUGGCAGGUAAUGGCCUGCCAGCUCUGGGUCGUGUGAAGCUCAGUGAUUUGAUACCAUUAGAAGGUCUUCCUUCUGAUUCGUACAAGUUAUCGGUUUCGACUUUGUCACAGUCAUUGGCUCAGUAUUCAGCUGCCAUUAUACAGUUAUCAACAAGUGAUGGAGCUCUAUUAAGGUCUAGUAUAGAGUCUGCCCGGCUUUACUUUCAACACAAACCCUCUUAUCCUCCUGCCGAUGUUAUUCAUUCCGACGAUUCUCGUGAAUGGUGUAAGACCUCUGGUUAUCAUGCUGAUCCUCAACAAUGGCAAGAAAAUUAUGAUUUCAGACCAGGGCUUACUCCUAUAGUAUCCAGUAGUGAUAUUGAGUUUGAGUUUCCUCCUGCUGGUUUGUCGGAUAUAUUCUCUUUGCUUGGUAGAGCAGCGAGAGAUAUAUUGGAUGCUAUUAGCUACUAUUUGAAUCUGCGUAGCUCUCCGUUUACUGAAAUACUUGAUAAUGUUCCGUUAAGAAACCGAGAAACAUCAUCAUCUGUGUUGUCAGUUUGUUGUCAUGCCAGGCCAUCUUUUCAGGGUGCUCAGCAUCAUGGCCUGACAACACAAGAGGAUGGUCAGUUAGGGAUUUUUUCAGAUCAUGAACAUCAGGUUGACAGAAGCCUUGUUACGAUUGUUAAGUCGGAUAAGCCUGGUUUGCAUGUGAGAGAUUUUCAUGGUCAUUGGGUUCUUGUGGAUGGUGAUCUUGGCCCUCAAGAAGCAAUAGUUUAUCCGGGACUUGCUUUAUAUCAGGCAACUGCGGGGUAUAUCAGCCCUGCACUUCAUCGGACAGACAUUGGUAAUCAGCAGGGUGGCAUAUAUGGACGAUGUUCGCUUUCUUUUAAACUUAUGCCCAAGUCAAUGACCAACCUCAAUUGUUCAGAGAUGCGGGCUGCUGGUCAUGGAGUUGAUGAUCAAUUCCAGCUUCCGGUACCGGUUGACGACUUCAUGCAAAGAUCAACUGAUCAGUUGCUUAACAGGAACAAUUUCCCAACAUUCAACUUUCCCACAGCCCAAGAAGGAUCUAUGAAGCCCAUGAUGAGGAGGAGGAAGAGUAACUCAAGAUCUAAACCACUUCCACCUUCAAAGAGGUUGAGAUUGGAGGCACAAAGAGUUCUCAAAGAGAGAGUUCAAGAUAUAGCUGAUAAAAAGGGCAUCAAGCUGAGGUUCUGCACCCUAAAGGAUUGUGAAAAUCAUAUCCAGUCACUUGAUAGCCCGUGUACAAACAUAAGAAUGGAGAUUGGAUGGCCACCGGGAGUUCCAUUUGUCCACCCACAUGAUCUUCCAAAUAAGGCUAAGAUUGGAUUUCUUGAAACAUAUGAACCUGGUUGGUCUGCAACUCAUGAUAUGGAGUUGAGCCUAAUUGAUUCCGGACAGCCAAGUCAACACACUGCGAAUUGAGUCCAUAUUGCUAUCAGAAUGCUGCCUGACGAGCGCUUGGAUCCUUGGACCAAUUUUUGGUUGCUUUAAUUAUGCUCAUCUGAUCCAGAUCAUGCUAAUUUGAAUACACAUUUCCAAUUAAGAUGUGUAGUGCACAAUGAGCUUUGUCGUUGGCUAUCUAUCCUAAUUGUUGUCCCUGUAAAUAUUAGUUUUCUAGAUGGAAUUUUAGUUCAAAUUCUGAAUUUGCCGGUUGUUUUCCCCGGCUCUCAUACUUAGCAGUUGUAGAACAUUUUAUGUUGGCCAAAGAGUUUGAAUUUAUGUAGUGAUUGGAUCUUCUGCUUUCA
This is a messenger RNA of Capsicum annuum, 1975 nucleotides long. RefSeq lists its product as uncharacterized. The coding region runs from base 228 to 1652 and encodes 474 amino acids. The transcript has 3 exons. The record is from RefSeq and is a predicted model, not a curated record. NCBI's taxonomy places the organism in Eukaryota, Viridiplantae, Streptophyta, Magnoliopsida, Solanales, Solanaceae.